AAACAUAGCAUAAUGCUUACUGGCUACCGGUUAUUAGCGGACUCGUUCCACGCAUUUGCGCUUCUCUAUUUGCUGUUCAACAUUUGGCGCACCAAGUCCUGCUUUGGCGUGUCGGGGAAAACGCAGAUCCUUUACGUUACUGUGUUUGCGACGCGUUAUGCCGAUCUCGUUACGUUCCCCGAAACCUACAGUGUGUACAAUGUGCUGAUGAAAACGCUCUUCAUCAGCGUAACACUCAUUACUGUGCUGGUAAUGCACAGCUUCUAUCGAAAAACUUACGAUCGGGAAAAUGACACCUUCUACAACGAGGUGCUCAUUUUGCCAUGCUUCGUGACCGCUCUGUUCGUGAAUUAUCGCAUGGAAGCGUUUGAAAUAUUGUGGUCGUUUUCCAUCUUUCUCGAAGCGGUUGCCAUACUGCCCCAGAUGGAUUUAAUCUGCAAAACGUUCCAUGUGGAGCCAUGGUUCAAGUGUUAUCUGCUACUGCUUGGCUCGUACCGUGCACUCUACGUACUCCAUUGGAUCGAUCGGUAUAGUCAGUAUGGGCUAUACGAUCCACUAGCAUUUAUAGCGGGGGGCGUUCAAACGGUGCUGUUUGUUCUGCUUGCUCUAAGAAUUGCCACAUUAAAGCAUCGAGAACGCAUCGUAACGGUCAGUACGAUAUGUUAG
Messenger RNA from Anopheles maculipalpis, 666 nucleotides. Its product is annotated as ER lumen protein-retaining receptor-like. Gene Ontology annotation, biological process: endoplasmic reticulum to Golgi vesicle-mediated transport; protein retention in ER lumen. The record is from RefSeq and is a predicted model, not a curated record. Gene Ontology annotation, molecular function: ER lumen protein retrieval receptor activity. The transcript is spliced from 2 exons. Gene Ontology annotation, cellular component: cis-Golgi network; endoplasmic reticulum; membrane. Bases 13 to 666 code for a protein of 217 amino acids. Lineage: Eukaryota; Metazoa; Arthropoda; Insecta; Diptera; Culicidae.